Clarias gariepinus (North African catfish) is the source of this 1005-nucleotide messenger RNA. Its product is annotated as trace amine-associated receptor 13c-like. Gene Ontology annotation, molecular function: trace-amine receptor activity. NCBI's taxonomy places the organism in Eukaryota, Metazoa, Chordata, Actinopteri, Siluriformes, Clariidae. The transcript has a single exon. Gene Ontology annotation, biological process: G protein-coupled receptor signaling pathway. Gene Ontology annotation, cellular component: membrane. The record is from RefSeq and is a predicted model, not a curated record. Bases 1 to 1005 code for a protein of 334 amino acids.
AUGCACAACUUUGUGAACCUGACAGAGUUUAACCAGUCUAAUCACUGUGUGCAUGCAUCCUGUCCAGAGAGAUCUGUAUCUCCUGCAGUUUAUAGAUUUUUGUAUGUGUGUUCAGCUGCUGUGGUUCUGCUAACAGUGUGUGGAAAUAUGCUUGUCAUCAUCUCUGUUCUUCACUUUAAGCAGCUUCACACUCCAACAAACACAAUUGUGCUCUCUCUAGCUGUGUCAGAUUUCCUCAUUGGAGCUUUUGUUAUGCUUCCAGUAUUAAUCUGGACGAUAGAGUCAUGCUGGAUUUUUAACACAAGUUACUGCAUCUGUUUGUUGAUCAGUUCUUUUUUUCUUGCAAAUGUCUCCAUCUAUAAUAUAGCUUUAGUCUCAGUAGAUCGGUAUUUGGCUCUCUCAAAGCCAUUUUUCUACACAAACAAAAUCUCUAGAAGGAAAAUGUGCAUUGUGGUUUAUUCUAACUGGUGUUUGUGUGUGGUGUAUGUCAUAGCAGUUCUGUAUUUUAAUGGAAGUUUCAUGGGUGUGUUAUUGUGUCCUGGAGAGUGUUUUCUGUUUUUUAAUGAGGUUUGGUCUGUAAUUGAUCUUGUACAUUCAUUUAUAUUUCCACUCUCUAUCAUAAUCAUAUUGUAUACUGGAGUUUUUGUGAUUGCUAGGAAACAUGCCACUGCUAUCAGAGAGCUUAAUAAUCACACACGGCCUAAAGCACAGAAAACCACCGUACACUUAAUGAAAUCUGAGAGAAAAGCAGCUAAAGUUCUGGGAAUUUUAGUGGCUGUGUUUCUGGUUUGUCUACUUCCAUAUUUUAUUUUUACAUUUUUAGGCGAAAUUAUUAAACUACAGUCAGAUACCUUUCAGAAAGUCCUUAUUCUGAUACAUCUUAAUUCCACCAUUAAUCCAUUUAUUUAUGCUCUGUUUUACCCAUGGUUUAGGAGGUGCAUUAAAUUAAUUAUAACUCUGCAAAUAUUUCAAACAGACUCUUCCUUAAUCAAUGUUAUGUUAUGA